Molecule: messenger RNA, 639 nt
Organism: Lachancea mirantina
Lineage: Eukaryota; Fungi; Ascomycota; Saccharomycetes; Saccharomycetales; Saccharomycetaceae
Source: the annotation of a GenBank genome assembly
AUGACCACGACAACGUCAUCGGCGCUUGGUGAUCUCGAUAUUUUGUCAGUAUAUUUCAAUGACUCUGCAGAUACUUUAGGAGAAAUAAUUGUGUCGCUUAUGGCCCCACAGGACCAAUUAGCGGCGCGUACCGUUUAUUUUAUAGACGCGAUGGAUCGUUUUCCCUUAAACAAAUUCCGAGAAAAGCUGCCGCCCAGGACGGAACCCGAGAUUUACGAUAGAAUACGCGUUAUAGUCUGUCUCGAUAUGCAAGAAUUGGCCACAUUGGUCCAAAAACUUGUCCAAACGGCCCAACGGGAUCGCAUCGCAAGCCAGGUUGGUUCUGGUGCUCACCAAGGCCGCGUGAUAAUCAUCUUGAACGGCCUCGAGAUUAUGUUCCGGAACUCGUCUUUACGCAGUGCUGUGCAGGCGCACGCUGUGCUCAAGGACUGUAUGCUCAGGCUUCGCACGGCAGGGAAUGCCAGUUCCGAGUUCAGAACUUUGGUCGUGUUUCCCGCAGAUCAAAACUCGCAGAUUUCAGCUACCGACCAAAACCAGGCCAAGUCCGCACUGCCACGCAAACGACCCAAACGCAAUUCGGCAGAGGGAAACCCGUUUUCCACCUACCUUUGCAAAUACUACGCGGACUGCAUAUUGUGA